AUGUUCUAUGGUGUCAGACUCAUGGCACUUGAGGAUAUGUGCAUCUUGAUCCUUGGGAAUUACUCAAAGCCUUAUCACACUUCGGGACAGGGUGCAAUUUUACCAGCUACCUGGAAAUGUUCUGAAGAAUUCUUUGCUCAUCAAAUAAAGAUGAGAGAUCCACUGAAAUUAGGGUCAAUAUCUAGCGUUACCAAAUCUUCAGAUUUUGCGACUAGUGCGCCAGUUGUUAGUAUGGUAUCCACUGAACCACCUCAACCUCCACCAUUCAUCACCCUCAUAGCCGUUCCCUCCCCUACCCCUUCCUCCUCCUCCUCCUACUCAAACAAAAACUACAACAACAGGCCACUGCUACCCAAAUCCAUAGGCAACACCAACGCGACCCCUAAGCCCGACCACCAGUGUCAGGCCUCAAGCUUACCACUAAAAGCCACCGCCAUCACCCCAAGCGAAUACCAAUCCCAGCCAAAGAACAAACCCAACACCAUCACUUCCCCUCUUCUAUUUAAGUGA
Molecule: messenger RNA, 510 nt
Organism: Ilex paraguariensis (yerba mate)
Lineage: Eukaryota; Viridiplantae; Streptophyta; Magnoliopsida; Aquifoliales; Aquifoliaceae
Source: the annotation of a GenBank genome assembly